Molecule: messenger RNA, 513 nt
Organism: Tetrapisispora phaffii CBS 4417
Lineage: Eukaryota; Fungi; Ascomycota; Saccharomycetes; Saccharomycetales; Saccharomycetaceae
Exons: 1
Coding region: 1-513 (170 amino acids)
Source: RefSeq, a predicted model, not a curated record
AUGGAGAAACUGCAGAAUUUAGAAGCGUGUCUGCCUCCUGAACAACCACCUACUGUACAAACUAUUGAUCAUUUACAAAAUGAAAUUUCAAGAGAGUUUAAAUCUGCUGCUAACAGUGUAGCUAAACUAUACAGGUUAUCAAACGAGAAGAAGUCACUUCUACAACAUAAAGGCUACCUAGAUUGCAUAGAUGAUAUUUUGCAAACCAUACAUGACGGCAAAGAAGAAACUAGUGUACAUGACAUUGAACUAUGGUGUAUGAAGAAAAGAAAUGAGUUGCUUGGCCCCAAGAGUAAUUUUAACUUUGAUAAAAACAGUGAUAAUAAUAAAAAAGAGAAAGAGUAUCAACUUUCAAUGAUUCCCCUGAGCAUAGAGAGAGAUAAGACCAAAGAAAGACAAAAUGUAUCAAGAACCAAUAGAGAUGGUGGUAGUGAAAUAACAGACGAUAUUGAUCUGAAUGAUGAUUUAUUUGAGAUGGAGGGUGGGCACACUGAGAAGAGGCCUAAACUAUGA